CCUGUCGGUUAAAAUUGAACAAGCAGUCAAUCGUUGCAUCGACUCACAAGAGCAACUUGAAGAUAAUAUCAAAAAAUGGCUGGUACCACUUGCAAAUGCAAACAAAGAAGUUGUUGAUUUAAGGAAGGCGACUCUCGAACAUGUUUUCAAAAAGUUAUCGGCGAGAAUUUCAACAUAUCCACCUGAUCGUCUCAUACCAGCCGCAUUCAGACUAUUGAAUCUUGUAUUAGGGUGCCAUGAGGCUGAGGGUUCUUUAUGUGAACAGGCCAUAACUUUGACGAUUCUGGAGGAAUUGAUGGAAACACAACCUCUUGAGGUCUGUGAAAAACUAUAUAGUUUCUUAGAAAUAAAUAAGAAAAGGCUGCUUGUG
This is a messenger RNA of Scutellospora calospora, 370 nucleotides long. The record is from the annotation of a GenBank genome assembly. NCBI's taxonomy places the organism in Eukaryota, Fungi, Glomeromycota, Glomeromycetes, Diversisporales, Gigasporaceae.